GUGUCUACGCUUUACGUCGGAGGUGAUAUAAGCGCCCGGCAAGCUUCUUGACGCAAUCACAUUGAAAGAACUGCAGUGAAGGACGUGAGGAGAACCAGCGGUCGUAGUCAUGCCCAGAGGGAGUCGCAGCCGAACUUCUCGGAUGGCACCGCCAGCCAGCCGUCCACCUAUGAUGAGACCUGCUCCGCCUCCUGCGGCCCGCCCGCCUGUCCCAGCAGCACCUGCUCCUUCUGCUCUUGGUCCAGCAGCAGCCCCUAGACAACCAGGUCUGAUGGCACAGAUGGCAACCACAGCAGCUGGUGUAGCAGUUGGUUCUGCAGUCGGGCACACCUUAGGACAUGCCAUCACUGGAGGCUUUGGUGGUGGAAGCAGUUCUGAGCCUGCAAGAGCAGACAUCACUUACCAGGAACCUGCCGCUCCCCAGCCUGCAUACCAGCAGCAGUCUCAGUACACACCAUGCCAGUAUGAACUUAAACAGUUCUUGGAGUGCGCUCAGAACCAGGGUGACCUGAAGCUGUGUGAGGGGUUCUCAGAGGUGCUCAAACAAUGCCGCUUUGCAAAUGGUUUAUAAUGAAGAAUGUAACUCUUGAAUACAAUUUGCUGGGUCUGAAGACUUACAGAGACAACGAAGACACAACACGCCUAGUGGAGUUAUUUCUAAGCAAGUGUUAUGUAUGGAAGUUUCUGCAAUUGAUAGGAAGAUAUGAAACAUAUAAAGAAAGAUUGGUUUUAGAGAAAUAUCUCUGGUUGGAUUUAUCUUUGUCCGUGCUGUUGUGUUGUUUUUUUUUCUAUUUAAAUAAAUCCAUUCCAAGUCUG
This is a messenger RNA of Hyla sarda, 816 nucleotides long. RefSeq names its product coiled-coil-helix-coiled-coil-helix domain containing 2 (gene CHCHD2). The transcript is spliced from 4 exons. Gene Ontology annotation, cellular component: mitochondrion; nucleus. The record is from RefSeq and is a predicted model, not a curated record. Gene Ontology annotation, biological process: positive regulation of transcription by RNA polymerase II; mitochondrion organization. Gene Ontology annotation, molecular function: sequence-specific DNA binding. NCBI's taxonomy places the organism in Eukaryota, Metazoa, Chordata, Amphibia, Anura, Hylidae. Bases 110 to 571 code for a protein of 153 amino acids.